AUGCAGCUGCGCUUCCUGCUCCUGGCGGCCCUGGUGGGGACCUGCCUGGCCUCGGCCGGUCAUGGCGUGAAGCACCUGACCGAUGCCGACUUUGCGGAGCAGACGGGCGACGGAAAGGUUUACUUCAUCAAGUUCUUUGCCCCCUGGUGCGGCCACUGCAAGCGCCUGGCGCCCACCUGGGACCAGCUGGCAGACUCUUUCAAGGACAGCGAACAGGUGGUCAUCGCGUCCGUUGACUGCACCGAGCAGAAGGAUGUGUGCACCGCGGCAGAGAUCCGCGGGUACCCCACCCUCAAGGUGUUCCACUCCGGCGCCGAGGUGGACUCGUACCGGGGCACUCGCGACUUAUCGGCCCUCAAGAGCUACAUCACAGACAAGGCCAAGACCCAGCUGGAGCUCACCACGGCGUGA
Messenger RNA from Chlorella variabilis, 411 nucleotides. RefSeq lists its product as hypothetical. Gene Ontology annotation, molecular function: protein disulfide isomerase activity. The coding region runs from base 1 to 411 and encodes 136 amino acids. The transcript is spliced from 7 exons. NCBI's taxonomy places the organism in Eukaryota, Viridiplantae, Chlorophyta, Trebouxiophyceae, Chlorellales, Chlorellaceae. Gene Ontology annotation, biological process: protein folding. The record is from RefSeq and is a predicted model, not a curated record. Gene Ontology annotation, cellular component: endoplasmic reticulum.